UCAAAACGACGAAGAUUUAAUAAACCACAUGCCAAUACUGGAUAAACGUUGUUUUAAAUGUUUCGGAAGAAUUUUUUUCAUUAAAAAUUUGCCACCUAGGCUCGCCUGGGGCUUAUACUUCUUUCCAUUUAGGAGAACCCUUUGUUUUUGUUACGUUUUUUAUUCGUAGUUGUAAGAUAAAGUAGUCAAGAAUGUUUCUAGAUAACAUGAUAAAUAGUUUGGUUUUGGUGCCUUUAAUCUAUUAAUAGUUGACUCCAUAUUGAGACUUUUUGUCUUGCCAUAUUAAAUACCUGGUUUGGUCUGUAUGACUGACUCGAUGAAUUUUGGUCCUGAUUGGAUUCGUAACCUUUCUUCGGACGGAAAUACUGGAGGAGGAACCAGUGGUGGCACGAGAUACCAGUUAGCCGACUAUCGCUAUGGAAGAGAGGAGAUGUUGGCAUUAUUUGAUCGAAACAUAAAACCCCCAGCAUGUUUAACUAAUUUUAAAAGUCUUUAUUCAGAAACAACUCUAUCACCUUUAGCUCUGUUACCAACAACUGAUGAAGAAAGAGGCGGGUGGCAGCCGAGACCGACAAAUCUAGGCGGCGUGCCUCGGGGGAGGGGGGGUUCCCUAGAGAGAGGCGCGCGCGGAGGCAGGGGUCGUGGGACCUACCAGUCUUACACCAGACCGGCUAACUAUGACGGCUGGGGAAACGGUGAGCCCUCCGACUGGAGCCCUAGGAAAGAGUAUAGCGCGCGGGCAACCUCGAUGGACAAUUGGAGGAGGGCGAGGAAUAAUGAGGAGGACGAGAGGUGGCGGCCAACGGGAGGCAGAGGAGGGCACGACAAGUGGGGUCGUUCUACGAGUUGGAGGGGCGAGGCGGAAGGCGAGGAGAGGUCGGGCCCGCCCGAAAGAGGUGGCCGCCAGAACUGGAGCGAGAGCGGCCGGGGUGCGCCGCCCUCGUCCCGCAAGUCCUGGGACAACGAGGACCACCUGCCGGAGUGGGCCAACGAGAACCCGUUGGAGAGCGGUGGCUCCUUCGACGACCGGGGGGCGUUCCACGGCUCGGACGACGAACAGUUGGAGGGCAAGGGUAGUUCGAAAAAGGAAGGCCUGCAGAAAUCCACGUCUCAACAACAUAUAUCCCAGAAAAACCAUCCACCGUUGUUUUCGUCUAAGUCUACAAUAUCACUAGUACAGGAACCGGACGUCAAUAAACAUAAUAUAGAGGAAUCAAUAUUAUCUUCAAAGAAUUCAGAAGUGCCAUCCGACAGUAGCUCCCCAGACGAGGAUCACCAUCCACCACUACUUUUAAAUACAACAGACAAAAUUCUAAAAGAACCCCCUGGUAACACCAACAGAAUCAGAGCGAAAUCGGAGGGACCGCCGUUCAAACACAUAGAAGAUCAGCAGCAUACAGUCCCACGUACCACAGAAAAUAAAGUGGAGGAUACCGAAUUUGAAAAGCUACACGAAGAUUUUGUGUUGAAGCUGGUCGGUGUGGAAGAAGAAUCGGGCCCAGUGAAACAGAGUCAGUCACAUACAGGUUUCGAAGCGGCGAAUUUGCCACCUCCUCCGAAUUUAGCAGUGCCGGGACAAGAUAAAUGGUUCUAUCAGGAUCCUCAAGGUCAAAUGCAAGGGCCGUUUACAAAUAUGGAAAUGUUAGAAUGGUUCAAAGCAGGAUAUUUUGGACUGGAUUUAAAAGUCCGAAGGCAAUGUGAUGAGAGGUUCUUGUUAUUGGGAGAACUAAUAGCCUUAUGCGGAAGCUCCAAUCCAUUUCAAAUCAAUUCAAGGUUUCCUGUAUUAAAACAUGACAUAUCAAAGAUGCCGCUUCAGUACCAGUUUUUGUCCCAGUUGGCCACUUAUAAACAAGCGCCCAGUCGUGUAGUACCGGAUCCAUGGAGCGCGAUCAGCAUGCAACAGCAUGAGCUUGCUGCUCAAAGACUGAUUAUGCAACAGCAGCAAGCUCAACAAGACAUGCAGUAUUUACAACAAACGCCUGCUGCCAAUCCUCUUAUGCACAUGAUAAACCAGAUGCAGCAGGCCAAUAAAUUACCUCCCGCGGGAUUGUUGGAUAAGCAGUCCCCCAAUAUGCCCGGUGCCAUAGAUCCCCACGUUCACAUGCAGAUGACGAACUUUUUGUCGCUGCAAAACAGGCUGCCCGUGGUGAUGCCCAACCAAAUGCCUUCGGGAUUGCCCGGGCCCGUUCCUGGACCACCAAUACCGCCUGAAAGUAUAGCCGGAAGUUUGCCAGGACUUCAGGGACCAGCCAUGGGUACACCUGGUAUGCCCAUUCCAGGGAUACCAGCUGGUUUGGCUGGUAAUUUAGGUUUAAAUGUGCCCAGGGCAGGUUCAGUGGACCGUAGUGCUGGACAAGAUAGCGAUCCUAUAACUAGUUUGUUAAAACAACUACAACAAAAACAAACACAAGCUGAAUCACUAUGGUCACAGAAACCUUUUGUCCCAAAUAAUGUAGUCCCACCACCACAUCAAUGGCCAGCCCCCGGCCAUGAACAGCCUUUAUCCAUGUGGGAUAUGCAACAGCCUUCUCCAGAACCCACGCAAUCGUCACAACAGCCAGAACAGAAUCCACCAGAAUCAUCACCAAAGAAGCAAUCUGAUCCCAGUCACAAUGCAGAAAAAGAAAAGUCGAAAAAAGCAGACAAAAACAAGGAAACGAAACACAAAGAUGAGGAAAAGGAACAGAAGAAAAAGAAGAAGGCCGAAGAAGAACAACUGAAAAAGGAAGCCGAUGAAAAGAGGAAGCAGGAACAGAGAAGAUUAGAAGCUGAAAAGAAAGCAGAAGCAGAAAAGAAAAGAAAGGAAGAAGAACGAAUUAAGAGAGAAUUAGAAAAAGCGAAGAAGGAUGCAGAAGAAAAGAGACAGAGAGAAUUAGAGGAAAAACGAAAACUUAAAGAACAGAGAAAACUGGAAGAGGAAGCCAGGAAAAAAAUGGAGGAAAUGAGAAGGAUCGAGGAGGAGCGGAUUCAAAAGGAAAUGGAACAGAGAGAAAGAGAAGAGCGGCAGAAGGCGGAAGAACGAAGACUGGAACAGUUGUCUCUGGCAAAAAGCGCUCCCUGGUCGCAGUCUAAUUCCAGUCUAGGCCUCAGCCUGGCUGAAAUACAGAAAGCCGAAAAGGAGAAGAAGGCUCAAGAAGUGGCUUCGCAAGCUAAACGGGCCCAGUUGGAAAAAGAAAUGAAAAUUCAUCAGCAGCAACAACUGGAAAAGGCUGGCAAUCUACAAUUAGGUUGGGCCAAGAAGCCGCUUGAACCUAGAAAAGUCAAGUCGUUGGCCGAAAUUCAAGCGGAAGAACAAGAAAGAUUGGCAAAGGAGGCAACGGAGGCCCGUUUGAAGAAGGAAAAAGAGGCCCGAGAAAAUAGUCAUCAGGUGCCUACCGCGAACAGUAUUUGGAGCGGGCAAAGCCUGACCUGGGCCAGCGCCUCCUCCGCCCACACCCACUGGUCUUCCACCUCCAACAUCAGCGGCUUCUGGGAGGAGCCGCCGCAGAAACAGCCCCAGCCCACCAAACCGUCCACAGUCGCCAAGAGCAGUUCUAUGUCGACAAUUAACAAUUCUUCCAAACAGGCAGCUGCACCCAAACAACAAAAAGCUAAAACGAAAAGAGAAGAGACUGGUUCGAAAAAGAACAACCACAACAAUAAUAUAGACGAUGAAUUUACAAAUUGGUGUUACAAAGCUUUAGAAAAUCUAUCGUCAAACAUCGAUGUGCCGACCUUUGUGAACUUUUUACGAGACAUCGAGUCGGCGUUCGAGGUGCGCGAAUACUGCAAAGAGUACCUGGGCGAGAAUAACUCAACGUACCAGUUUGCCAACAGCUUUCUAGAGAAACGACGUUCCUUCAAAUCGAGAGAGUCCCAAAAGGACGACAUGUGUUCCCCCGCACCGGCCAUCACACCAGCACACCACAACACGGAAUUCCAAGAAGUUAAAGGUAAAAAUAAGAAAAGCAAAAAAUCAAAAAUGCUGAAAGUAGAUUCGAGAAUAUUAGGCUUUAACGUGACAUCGGCCCCCGACAGGAUUAACGUGGGUGAUCGAGAUUACGGUGAUAAUUCUUAAAAAACAAUAGCGAACACUUACUGUGUGUGAAAGACAGACAGAGUGAAAUGAUAAGAUAUUUGUUAAUAAUUGUACCUUUAAUAUUCUAUAUUAUAUAUAAUGAUUUAUAAAAACGUUUUCUAGUUUAACGAAUGCUUAUUUAUGUGAAAUAAAUUUUUGUUUUAAAUAAUUUUACUGUUUAAAUAUUAGUUUUACAUAAAAUGAAUGAAAAAAA
Molecule: messenger RNA, 4271 nt
Organism: Sitophilus oryzae (rice weevil)
Lineage: Eukaryota; Metazoa; Arthropoda; Insecta; Coleoptera; Curculionidae
Gene: Gyf
Product: GIGYF family protein CG11148
Exons: 22
Coding region: 305-4057 (1250 amino acids)
Molecular function (GO): protein binding
Source: RefSeq, a predicted model, not a curated record